Messenger RNA from Patella vulgata (common limpet), 1122 nucleotides. Its product is annotated as receptor-type tyrosine-protein phosphatase kappa. Bases 412 to 1122 code for a protein of 236 amino acids. Lineage: Eukaryota; Metazoa; Mollusca; Gastropoda; Patellidae. Gene Ontology annotation, molecular function: protein tyrosine phosphatase activity. Gene Ontology annotation, biological process: protein dephosphorylation. The transcript is spliced from 10 exons. The record is from RefSeq and is a predicted model, not a curated record.
ACAACACUAAUAGCUGCUGUAGUAUCAACUGUGGUUGCAGUUAUUAUCGCUUCUGUUGUUAUCUUUCUAGUCCUAAAAUGUAGAAGGCGGCAGAAAUCAACGGAAUCUGGCCAUAUACCACUAAAUGAUAAAACUGAUGUAUCAAGACCUUCAGAAAAAACAGUUAAUGUGGGAGAGAACCCUGCAGAGAGUGGUAAUACAUAUGUUAAUCAUGUAGGCUCUUCCAACAAACUAAAAGUCGGUGAACAAUCAACACAAGUUUAUGUAAACGUUGAUGGACCAAGUGAAUCGUCUAAACGUGUUAAAUUGACCAAUCUGCUACAAUAUAUCAAAUGCAGAAAAAAAGAAAAAACCUUCAAAACUGAAUAUCAGACUCUUCCAAGCGGACUAUGUUCAGCAUAUGAUUAUUGUAUGAAUGCUGUUAAUAAGCCGAAAAAUAGAUAUAAGAAUAUAUGUGCCUUUGAUCAUUCACGAGUUAAACUGGAUAUAGAAAACGAUGACCCCAAUUCUGAUUACAUCAAUGCGUGCUAUAUAACUGGAUAUGCAAAUGCUGAAAACAAAUAUAUCGCGUCACAAGGUCCGAUUGAUGUUAUUAUUAAAGAUUUUUUACGAUUAUUGUGGGUUUCACAGACCGGGAAGAUUGUUAUGUUGACCAACCUGGUUGAAUUGGGAACUGAAAAAUGUUUCAAGUACUGGCCGGACAGUGGCGAGGAAAUGAAGUUUGGUCAAAUUUCGAUGACAUUGGUCAAUGAAGAGAACUUUUCUCACUUCACAAUUCGAACUCUCAAAAUCUCAAAAGAUGAAUGUGGAUCUAGAACCAUUAAACAAUAUCAUUUUACAUCAUGGCCUGAUAAAGGUGUUCCUUCUGAUAUUGCAUCAUUGCUUGAAUUCAGAAGUAGGGUGAUUAAAGCUGUAUCGCCACAUCCUGGACCAAUGGUGGUACACUGCAGUGCUGGUAUUGGACGGACGGGAACUUUUAUAGGUUUAGAUUAUCUGAUAGAAGAAGCUAGAGCAGAAGGUUCUGUAGAUAUCUAUGAAUGUGUUAAACAGAUGAGAUAUGAACGAGUUAACAUGGUCCAGGCAUGGGUAUGUUUAUUUAAUGUAUGCCUUAAUAUCUUAUAG